AUGGCUCCGCCGGCGGUGACGUCGCUGCGCGCCCAGACGGCCGGCGUCAUGGAAAGGUCUCUCAGCCACCACCAACGGGAGAAGGACAGGGAAGAUCUCAAGGAGGCUGCAGAACAGACCCUGAACGUCAUUGUCGACUUGAACCUUGAUGGCUCCAUCCGCUGGGUGAGCCCUUCUUGGGUCGAUGUGAUCGGUACGGAUGCGGCUCAAGCUCAGGGCACCCUCAUUUCCGAUGUCGUCGUGAGCGAGCCUACGUCCAUAUUCACCGACGUGGUUGAGUCCAUGCAGGAGGAUGAUUCCGGUAGCAAAUUCAUCCGCUUCUCUGUCAAGACUGGGCCUGAGUCGAAGUUACUCGCUUCCGAAGAUGCUCCCCAGGACAGCGAACAACAGGACGAAACCGAGCAAGAGGAGGGUGCCCCACAAGUCGUCGACCUCGAGGCGCAAGGCAUCAUGGUCCAUGAUACUGGUGGAGAAAGCCACGUUAUGUGGAUGAUCAGGCCAUGGGUUGCGCCCCGAGAGAUCAAGAUAGAUCUCGACUCCGAGCUCGUCGACUCACUUGGUUCCGGAGCCGAAGUCCUCGCUGGCUAUCUGACCCGACUUGCAGAAGAGCACCAGGCCGAAAUGGAGGUGCAGAUGGCUCAGGAAAGCUUGUCAGAGCACCGCCAUGCCAUUGUCAAGGUUCUUGAUGCCCUGGAGGCCCGAAAGAGUCGCUCGCUCAUCGGAGAGCAAACGGCCUUACCAGCAGCUGAAUACAAAGGAAUGCCCAUUGGGCCUCCACAAUCCAGCGCCUCGUCGCCCGGGACAUCCUCCCCAUCAACUAGCGGUGCCCGAUCACGAGAGAGAUCCUCGGGAUUUGGUCAUUCGCGUGCAAGAUCCUUCGCUGUUCGGCGACCACAGGCCCGGAUCGUCGAGUUGCUACUCGAUUUGUGUGACACGGCAAUUGAGAUCAGCACCCCGGCCAUCAAAGAGUCCUCAACGCAGAACCCGGGGGAGUUCCGCACUCAAUCGCCGCAAUCCGAGUCAAGAAUAGGCCAGGUCAUGCAAUGGCAUUCUCCCAGUACCAACACUCUCGAGCAGGAGCAGGGUUUGGCAUUCUUGUGUGCCGAUACAGAACGAAUCGCAAAGGCCAAGAUUGACGCCGUCUUCCGCCAUAGGAAAAUCAUCGAAUAUGCAGAGCGCAUACGCAUUGAGUUCUCGAUAAAGGUCCAAGACUGCAUUGAUGGUGCCAUGCGACGAGCUGCUCGGAUCGCUGCCGGGCGGAUGAGCGAUUCUACCGAGUCUGGGUCGGAAACUGGAGAAGAGGAUGUCACACCUGCCCAGGAAGAGGGCAUUUUCCCCGGAUCUUUCGACGCGGGCGCAUCUCUUGCCUUGGCUCUGGAAAACGCAAACCUAAGCGAUGACGUCGAGAAGCGACGGUUCUCCACAGCUAUCGAGUCGACACGCUCAAGCAAGUCUCCGAUCUCAGAGUUUGGGGAUCUGAGGAGACAAGCCAGUUCUCGGUCCCAUCACCGACGAAGCUGGAUCCUUCCUGGUGCCAUCUCUCCACGAAGGCAAGAAUCACCAUCUCGCAGCGCCCACCAACCCUCAUCGCCCCUCAGAAUCUCGAAACCUCGAGGUCUUGGGUUUCAGCAAGACGGCAUGGUUUCUCCAGAGCCGUCACCAAAAUUGCCCAACAGCGAGUUCAGCUCACCCAUUGCUGUUCCUCAACACCAACACCACCAACACCAUCAUCAUCAUCACAGAAGACAGUCCUCUGCCGCGAUAUCAUCAUCAACAGGGGAAAAUGUCAGAUUGCCACCCUCGCCACGGCUCAACGGAGUGGGUGCCCCGCCCAUGGCCCGUGCUGUCCCGCCCUCGAUCAAAGACUUCGAGGUCAUCAAACCCAUCAGCAAGGGUGCUUUCGGCAGCGUGUACCUCUCCAAGAAAAAGUCUACUGGAGAAUACUUCGCGAUCAAAGUGCUAAAGAAAGCGGAUAUGGUGGCAAAGAAUCAGGUUACCAACGUCAAGGCUGAGCGGGCCAUCAUGAUGUGGCAAGGCGAAAGCGACUUCGUCGCUAAGCUUUACUGGACGUUCUCAAGCAAAGACUACUUGUAUCUGGUGAUGGAGUACCUCAAUGGCGGCGAUUGCGCCUCUCUGAUCAAGGUGCUUGGCGGGCUUCCGGAGGAUUGGGUAAAAAAGUACCUUGGCGAAGUCGUCCUUGGUGUCGAGCAUCUUCACAGUCGUGGUAUCGUGCACAGAGACUUGAAGCCGGAUAACCUUCUCAUCGAUCAAAAAGGCCCAUUCGCAAGGUCUACGUCCGUGGGGUCCUCAAUUUCUCGAUCAACAUCACUCGAUGUCCAUGCCCCACGCCACCCUUCAUCACCGGGCUCAACACCGCAGAUGACUCCUAGCGAUUUCGGCCUAAGCCUCGGGCAACCGUCCUAUUUCAGCCUUGGCACGGCGCAAGAGCCCCGCCGAAUAUCUAGUAGCCAUCGAAGCGAUAGUGGAGGCAGCGAGUCUCUGACUCACAUGCUUGGCAACUUCAGUCUGAACGAUAGUACUCAAAGCUCAGCGUCCCAGGCUAUCAUGUCGCCGAACGAGGGAAGUGAAGGAGGCAGUCCCUCCAUAGAGGCCGGGUCUCUGCGCCAAGCAAGCACGACGAGCACACAAGGCAGCAUGGACCAAGGAAAGGCCACACCACCUUUGCCUAGCAUGCCUCCGCCGAACUGGGCCUUGUUUGAUCCGGAAGAUACAAGCCGGCGGUUUGUUGGCACGCCCGACUACCUCGCCCCAGAGACGAUCCGAGGCGAACCUCAAGAUGAGACAAGUGAUUGGUGGUCGGUUGGUUGCAUCUUGUUCGAAUUUCUCUAUGGCAUACCGCCUUUCAAUGCAAGCGAGCCCGAUCAAGUAUUCGAGAAUAUCCUGGCUCGAAGGAUUCACUGGCCGGACGAGAGCGAGGAUGAAGUGUCGCCUGAAGCCAAGGAUCUGAUCAACAAAUUACUGUGCAUAGACCCACAGGAACGGCUAGGCUCGAACAAGAACGAGAACUUCGCAUCUGGUGGAGAGGAGAUUCGGAAUCACACUUGGUUUCAGGGACUCAGCUGGGAGACUUUGUUGUUGGAUGAGGCUCAAUUCGUGCCACAGCCCGAAAAUCUCGAGGAUACCGAAUACUUCGAUGCUCGUGGUGCCACAUUGCAAUCAUUUGCAGAAGAGAUGGAGGAUCAGUUGUCGCCGCAACCAGGCGGCCCUGUCACUGAUUAUCCAGAACGCCCGCACGACGCUUUGAACCGCGUACGGUCACAAGUCAACUCGAUGAAGCGCGGACUGAUGCCUCUGCACAUACCGCCCCACGUCCGAGAUCUCAAGAGCAGAAGACUGAGCGAACCUAUGGUCAAUGAUGACUUUGGCAACUUUGCUUACAAGAACUUACCUGUGCUAGACAAAGCAAACAAAGAUGUCAUCCAGAAAUUGCGCGCAGAUGCCUUGGCGGCACAGAACAAAUCAUCAGCGGCCACCAGCCCUGUUGGCAUAAACCAAGUCACUUCACCAGGUGGCGCUGGCCUCGAGGGCAGUCCUGUGUUGUCAAACCCAGUACACAGGACGUUGUCCAACGCGAAAGCCACUCAGCGCCCACAGUCUCCAUCAGGCUUGAGCAACGCGCACUCGUCGCCAAGCCGAGUCUCACAGCCAUCGUCUCCUCUUCUGGUUUCGUUUGUGGCAGGGCAAGAAGGAAGACGUAAGGCUUCCAGUAAUGCUUCCAAUUUGUCUCAACAGUCAAGCUCUGGUAGCUCACUUCAGCCAGGCAACUUCUUCGAUGUGCCACGUGUUCCGCCGAGCCUUCAGAAGGCCGCCUCAUCAGUGUCAGCGUCUCCUGUUAAGGGCCGCGGUGCACCGCCGCCACUCGCUUUAUCUCCACAGAGGACGGUUACGACACCUCGCCAGGGAAGUGGCCAAUCGAGCGCUAGGUCGAGGUCACUUACCGUCGGCUCGCAGGAAGGAAGCCCUGUGGCUGCCGACCUCUUAGCACACCAUCGAAACCGUCGCAGCCAAGUCUUCGACAUGUCACCUUCGUCGUCUGAUAACGAAGGCGAAAAAGCCAAUGCCGCGCUUCUUAGGGUCCAGAGGCGGCGCCACAGCUCCCGGCGGUUGUCACAAAUCACGUAUGACUGCCCAACAUUCCGGCCGCUCGACGUUCUAAUAUGCGAAGACCACCCUGUAUCUCGGAUGGUCAUGGAAAAGUUGCUGGAGAAGCUGCGCUGCCGCACAAUCUCGGCCUCCACUGGCUCUGAGGCUGUUCGGUACGCCAUGAGCGACAUCAAAUUCGACGUGAUAUUCAUGGAGUUCAAGCUACCGCAAAUCAACGGUGCCGACGUCGCCAAGAUGAUUCGCGAGACCAAGAAUGCCAAUUCGCACACGCCACUAGUGGCCAUUACCGCGUAUUUGAAGGAACUUCAGGCUCCGCACUACUUUGACUCGCUGAUUGAGAAGCCCAUCAGCUCGUCGAAACUGACUGAGGUCCUCACUCACUUUUGUCAGUGGAAACCUGCGUCGCCCAGUCAACCUCACAUGACGCCGAUGUCGCUGGCCCGCCCGAUACCGUCAAGCUUGAGGCAGGAGAGCUUGAGACUGGAGGAUAGCCCUACCAGUGGUACGUCUUCUGGCUUUGCAAACCGGCCCGGUAGCAGCUUCCGUGGUUCUAGCCGCGAGGACUCGAUUUCCUCUAGCCUGUUUGGCGACUCAGAGUCAAUAUCGACUGAUGACAUCCCUGUCGUGAUUAGUCGGAAGGCCACGGGUGAUUGGAGCGAGCACGGCCUGGGAAUUGAUGUCUCAUCGGAGGAGCAUAUGCUGAGCUCGAGUGAUCUUGCGAAGGGCAUGCCUCCGCUGCGGCUCCAGACAAGUGCUCCGGGACAGAUCGAGCACGGUCCAACAGUUGUGCCGGUAGCCGGUCCGCAGCCACGUCGCUCUUUCGAGAGACUGCGGGCGAAACGAGAAAUAAUGGAGAAGAGACGCCUCGAGGGCAACACCGGCUUCGAUUCCGCAGACGAUGAGGACGAAGAGCUAGGCCUCGGAGGCACCGGCAAGGCAGGCAGUCCUGGGCCAACUUCUGCCCCAGCAUCGGUUUCAACUUCGAAGCAGCACUACCGUAGCAAGUCGGUGCUCCCUUCAUCGAAGCUCGGCAUCGAGAUGAUGCGCGCCAACAGCCAUGAGAGUACCAACUUGCCGGAUGGCUCGUCCGCAACCGAGCUGAGGAUGCAAGGUCUUUCUGCGUCUGCGAAUGAGGUUGAAUGUCAAUCCCCACGAUCUGGUCCUAGUCUCCAGCCACCGGAUCUACAUGCUGGUGGACUAGUUCUGAGCCCGGCUCCAGUGAUCAAGGAGGAGAAUGAGGAAGAUGAGAAGACCGUGAUUAUUCACACACCUCCGUCUGGGGAAGCGGCCGAGUUGGCUACAAAGGACGGAGACGAGAUCGAGGAGACACCGAGGCCGCCUCCAUCUACAAUUGAGCGAAAGCUGUCUUCUCCCACGCUCGGGACUGAAGAUCAGCCAAAAUCAACCUCAAAAGAACCCCCUAUCGAUCUCAAUGAGCAGUCUGUCGAUAACGACGGAGGGACAACAUCAGCUAACGACAGCUGA
Molecule: messenger RNA, 5610 nt
Organism: Diaporthe amygdali
Lineage: Eukaryota; Fungi; Ascomycota; Sordariomycetes; Diaporthales; Diaporthaceae
Product: serine/threonine-protein kinase RIM15
Exons: 5
Coding region: 1-5610 (1869 amino acids)
Biological process (GO): phosphorelay signal transduction system; peptidyl-serine phosphorylation
Cellular component (GO): cytoplasm; nucleus
Molecular function (GO): protein serine/threonine kinase activity; ATP binding
Source: RefSeq, a predicted model, not a curated record